This is a messenger RNA of Colletes gigas, 1333 nucleotides long. Its product is annotated as aldo-keto reductase family 1 member B1-like. NCBI's taxonomy places the organism in Eukaryota, Metazoa, Arthropoda, Insecta, Hymenoptera, Colletidae. Bases 225 to 1184 code for a protein of 319 amino acids. Gene Ontology annotation, molecular function: aldose reductase (NADPH) activity. The transcript is spliced from 6 exons. Gene Ontology annotation, cellular component: cytosol. The record is from RefSeq and is a predicted model, not a curated record.
UUAACAUCGUACAAAUUACUCACUACGUGUUUUUUUUAAACGGAUCUCGGUUACGUAAUAAAACCGCGUAAUAAAAGUUAGAUUUGAUAAAAGUAUCUAUACCUAUGCGAAGAGAAUGCUCGGAGCGGGGGAAAUAUUCUCGUAUAAAGACUUGUAUAUUCAUGUGCCGUUUAGAAUCGAAUGUAUAUGUGUUUUAGAAAGUGACAAGUGAUCGACCAUAAACGAUGGCUGCACCGACGCUAACUCUAACUAACGGAAAAAGAAUACCCGUUUUAGGACUUGGUACUUGGCAAGGUGGCGAUGAUCCAAGCAUCGUUGAACAAGCUAUACGGGACGCAGUAGAUGCUGGCUACCGACAUUUCGACUGUGCUUACAUAUAUGGCAACGAGAAAGAAAUCGGCAAAGCUUUGCGCGAGAAGAUUGCCGAGGGCGUGGUAAAAAGAGAGGAUCUGUUCAUUACGACAAAGCUAUGGAAUACAUCCCACAAGAGAGAGAACGUGGUACCUUCGUGUAAACAAUCUGUUGAAAAUUUCGGACUCGGUUACAUAGACCUCUAUUUGAUUCACUGGCCUGUGUCUUACAGCGAAAAUGCAAAAGGUCUUUGGCCAGUGGAUGAGCAGGGAAAUCCCAUGUACGGAUUCGACGAUUACUUGGACACAUGGCGCGGUAUGGAGGAAUGCGUGAAAUUAGGAUUGACAAAAAGCAUUGGCCUCAGCAACUUCAAUUCUCAGCAAAUUGAUCGUAUUUUAUCGAUCGCCGAGAUCAAGCCGGUGAUGAACCAAGUCGAGUGUCAUCCCAACUUGAAUCAAACCAAGCUACGACAAUUCUGCGCGGAGCGUGGCAUCGCUAUUACAGCCUACAGUCCAUUUGGCUCGCCUUUGCGACCAUGGGCGAAACCUGGCGAUCCGAAGGUCACGAUGGAUGCACCAGAGAUCGUCGAACUCGCCAAGAAAUACAAUAAAUCAUCUGCCCAAGUCAUUCUGCGAUACUUGGUUGACAUUGGUACGGUUCCUAUUCCAAAAUCCUGUUCGAAAGUGCGACUCGGUCAAAAUAUCGAUAUUUUUGAUUUCAAGCUGACUCCGCAAGAAAUUGCAAAGUUGGACAAACUGGAUACCGGAAUUCGCGUGUGCCCCGCUGCGGAGUUCAAGGGACACAAGGAUUAUCCAUUUAACAUAGAAUUUUAAAGGGCACAAACGAUGGUUAAUCUUGCUGUUCUCUCUGAAAAUAAUGUAAUUCUACUGUAACAUUCGAGGCAUAUAUUCCAUGUAUAUUUUUCCGACGCCUGUAAUUCCUGUUUUCCUGAAUAAAUUACUUUAAUUAUUACUUAAGAAAA